Molecule: messenger RNA, 1029 nt
Organism: Lemur catta (Ring-tailed lemur)
Lineage: Eukaryota; Metazoa; Chordata; Mammalia; Primates; Lemuridae
Gene: SMIM30
Product: small integral membrane protein 30
Exons: 3
Coding region: 170-349 (59 amino acids)
Source: RefSeq, a predicted model, not a curated record
GUCCCGCCCUCCUCGCCAUUCCUGUCAUGGCUGCUCCCUGGAAGGCUGUGUCACGUGGAACCUCUUAACCUAAUAUCCGGAGCUCCAGGAAGGGAAAAAUUUCAAUUCAGAUAGAAUCACAUAUACAUCAUUUUUUUUUGGAGCCUUCAGCCCUCCAGAUCCCAACAUCAUGACUUCAGUUUCAACACAGUUGCUGUUAGUCCUCAUUUCACUGCUUUUGGUGCUGCCUGUUGUUGAAGCAGUGGAAGCUGGAGACGCAAUUGCUCUCUUGUUAGGUGUGGUUCUCAGCAUUACAGGCAUUUGUGCUUGCUUGGGGGUAUAUGCACGGAAGAGAAAUGGACAGGUGUGACUUUGAAGGACAUCCUGAAUCAAACCUUGCCCUAGAAACCUUUGUGCUGUUGAGGCUAAACCUGAGCUUUGAUGUCUGAAAGUUUCCAAGAAACAGUAAAUAGGGGAGUUUCAUAUUCUUUGUUGUUUCCCUUAAAAUGGGAACAAAUUGAUAUAUAAAUGAGAAAAUGUGUUUUCUUUACAAGUAAUGCACUAAAAAAUGCAGCCAGUGAUUUGUAUUUGCUGGUUAGAAAAGGGUCAAAGAAGUAAGAUGGCUGAAAUUUACAUAAGUGCUAUUUCAAAAUUUUAGAAUUUUUAAAGCACGUGAAAUAGGAAGAAGGAAACUUUUACCCAGAAUCCUAGGAAAUCACCACUGUUAAGUUAUAAUCACCACCUUCUGAAUUGUUGAGGAGUCUUUUCUCCAUAUUUUGAUUAGAUUUUUGUUUUAUCUCCCAAGUUAAUAUUGUAUUUAGAUAUCACAUAGCCAAAAAUUGAAACAUUUAUCUCUGGGUAAAAAACAUUUAGAAAAAUGUAUUCCAUAUAUCUAAGAUUGAAAUGGAAAAAAAAGAUUUAAUGUAAAGAAAAAAACCUUUAUAUGAACACUGAAGUAGAAAUCUAAUGUAAAAAAAAAUUUUAUAUUAACUAACAUCCUCAUUGUGAGAAGUACUGUAUUAAAUAUAAACCCACUAUGUUGUAAGUUAA